Molecule: messenger RNA, 1906 nt
Organism: Petromyzon marinus (sea lamprey)
Lineage: Eukaryota; Metazoa; Chordata; Hyperoartia; Petromyzontiformes; Petromyzontidae
Product: putative protein BRICK1-A
Biological process (GO): cell motility; actin filament organization; regulation of actin polymerization or depolymerization
Cellular component (GO): SCAR complex
Molecular function (GO): protein-containing complex binding
Source: RefSeq, a predicted model, not a curated record
GAAGGAAACUACGACAGGAAGGAAGGUUUGACAGUGCUGGAGAGAGAGAGAGAGACAGAGGGAGAUCCGUGCUCGGCGUGUGUCUACGGCUGCAAAGAGAGGCCCGCGCGUGGCCGAUUGCUCAGAGAAACACAAAUCCCGCCGUCUCGCCAUGGCCGCGCAGAACGACGAGGUGCAGAGGCAAAUCCACCAGGAUUGGGCCAACAGGGAGUACAUUGAGGUGAUCACCAGCAGCAUCAAGAAGAUCGCCGACUUCUUGAAUUCAUUCGACAUGUCAUGCCGCUCGCGGUUGGCAACCCUCAACGAGAAGCUUACCGCGUUGGAACGCAGGAUCGAGUACAUCGAAGCCAGGGUGACGAAAGGAGAAACUCUGACAUGAGAGUCUUGCUGGGCCCUGGUCAACGCUUGCUCCUGCUGCCCCGCCGGACGUUGGCCUCAUCGUCAUCAUCAGUUGGGAAAGUUGAACUGUUUCCACUUGACUUGCUUUUGCGAUGUUUGCGUGUAUAGCUGUAUUUCAAGCAACCUUUUCGUCAUGAUGAUGUGAUUCUUUUACUUGCAGUGUAUGCCAAAAAAAAGUGUGCCAUUUUACCGUCUGUGUUUUGUGUGCGCUCGUGUAAAGAAAUGCUUUACGUUGCAGAAUGUUAAGCUGCUUAACUGGAAUUUGCAUGAAUUGCCUCUCAUGUGUACUUGGCAUAUAGAGAGAAUACCCGUACAUUUGUGUUAUUGCAGCCAAAUUUACUGUACAUGAGAGGUAAUGAGAAUAAACUAUGAGGGCACAUACCAAUACUCUACUUGAAUCAUGCAAGGAAGUGUGGAUGGAGCUAGUCUUUCCAGGACCAAAAAUGCCACUAUGGAAGGUUGCUCACUUGUACGGUAAAUUUAAACAUCUUCUUUGGUUCUUUCGGUAAAGUCACGUAGAACGAGAAUAAAAUAAUUAUUGUCUUUUCUUUUAUUAUUUUAUUCUCAUUCUACGUGAUUUUACCGAAAGAACCAAAUAAAAUUUAAACAUGUUAGACAUCUCAAUAUGCGAUGCUUCAUUGUGGACAGUUUUAGUCAUUGAUUGUAAUCUUAAAUACCCACGUACCAUCUUCGGUCCACAACUUGUCCUUUAAUGCCAAGGUUGCUGCUGCUGCCCAACUUUACAUUCACUGCACCGUAGGGAAAUUGAAUUGAAAGCACAAGAAAUUAUAAAUGUUUACCGAUCGAAUCGAUGGUGGUGCUUCUUUAGCUUUCUUAUUAACAUUUACAAUGUAAGCUCAGAUUAUGCAAUGGUUUCAAUUGAAAUAAAUAUAGCAUAUAAAAAAUGUGAGUACAGUAAAGAUGUGUUUGGUUAAAAUAUAUAAAUAAAUUAUGCCGAUAUUUUUAUAUACUGCAAAUUAACAGUAUAUCUCAAUAUGUAAGUGGAACUCGCUGUUACAUACACCAUAUAUAUUUCCUGUUGCACAGGUAUUUGGUGCCAUAAACACAUUUUCAGAGUUUAUAUUUUAUUUUUCAACUGGAAAAUAUUUGAAAAAUAUUUCAGUCUUGGAAAAAAGUGAAAUUAUGAAUUUAGGGUCAAUUUAUAAAAUCUUAAAUUGACAGAAUUAGUUUUCUUAUUAUGCAAAGAGAACGAUAUUAUAUUUAUUUGAUGGAGUUAAAGGUUGUACUUGGGCUCUUAGUGCUUGAUGGCAACACCAUUAAAAAGAAACUAUUGAUUCUUCGCACAUGUUCCACAGUUGUGACAACUGAAUUAUGUAUGAAACCUUUACAUGGUUACAAUCUACGAGGUGUCUUUAUUUCACUCCAGUACAUUUCAUUGUGUUUGGCUUGCGUGUAUUAGGCCAGCAUUUUCGAUCUCAGGUUGAUUUUCUACACUCACUGUUGUUUGAUGCUUUUUUUGCGUAAUAAAUGUUUACGUUCACAAUCA